Messenger RNA from Brassica rapa (field mustard), 1110 nucleotides. RefSeq names its product peroxisomal membrane protein 11D. Gene Ontology annotation, biological process: peroxisome fission. The record is from RefSeq and is a predicted model, not a curated record. NCBI's taxonomy places the organism in Eukaryota, Viridiplantae, Streptophyta, Magnoliopsida, Brassicales, Brassicaceae. Gene Ontology annotation, cellular component: peroxisomal membrane.
AAUUGCCUGCACGCACAACAUGUCGCAUAGCUAUAUCGUAAAAAGUCAACAUAAUCGACGGUCUGGAUUGAUAGAUUGACCAACGGCGAUGUUUUGUCUGUUUGUCGGGAGACGAAGGUCGACCAAACAAAGCCCUAUCUCCACACGAAAACAGAGGCUCUCUCUCUCUCUCUUCACAUUAUCUUCUCGGAGUCUUAACAGAGCCAAAGAGGGAUUUGAAGAUGGCGAGUAGUACGUUAGAUGUAUCGAGAGCAGAGCUGGCUCUAGUGGUUAUGUAUCUGAACAAAGCAGAGGCAAGGGAUAAGCUAUGCAGAGCUAUACAGUAUGGUUCCAAGUUCUUGAGCGGUGGACAACCUGGUACUGCUCAAAACGUUGAUAAAUCCACUAGCUUAGCAAGGAAAGUCUUCCGUCUUUUCAAGUUUGUUAAUGAUUUACAUGGUCUUAUCAGUCCUGUUCCUAAAGGAACUCCACUUCCUCUUGUUUUACUUGGAAAGUCCAAGAACGCGCUUCUGUCUACAUUCUUGUUCUUGGAUCAAAUUGUCUGGCUUGGGAGAUCAGGAAUCUAUAAGAACAAAGAGCGAGCUGAGUUACUUGGACGUAUAUCACUUUUUUGCUGGAUGGGAUCAUCUGUCUGCACAACUUUAGUCGAGCUUGGUGAGAUUGGAAGACUCUCAUCGUCCAUGAAGAAGAUCGAAAAGGGGCUUAAGAAUAGCAACAAGUAUCAAGAUGAGGAGUAUCGUGCUAAGCUUAAAAAGUCUAACGAGAGGAGUCUUGCUUUGAUCAAAUCAGCCAUGGACAUUGUUGUAGCAGCUGGUCUUCUUCAGUUAUCUCCAGAGAAGAUCACUCCUCGUGUCACUGGAGCUUUUGGAUUCAUCACCUCAAUCAUUUCUUGUUACCAGUUGCUUCCGACACGUCCCAAGAUCAAAGCACCUUGAAGAUUAUGGAAGAAUCUGGCGUCCAGGAGGUGGUCACUCAGAGAGUUUAUGUUGGUAUGAUUGUAAUAAAAAUGUUCUAUACCUCGGUUUCUUGUUGCACACGUUUUAGUUCAUAACGCAAACCGCGCACAUUACUUCUUUGGGCUUUCUUCACAACCCCGCAAGGUUUCAACUC